AUGGGUAUUAAAGGUCUUUCUCAGGUCAUCUCCGACCAUGCACCUCAAGCAAUCAAGCAAUCAGAGAUCAAGGCCUACUUUGGCAGAAAAGUCGCAAUCGACGCGUCUAUGAGUAUCUACCAGUUUCUUAUCGCUGUGCGACAACAAGAUGGUCAGCAAUUGAUGAGCGAUUCUGGAGAGACCACAAGUCAUCUCAUGGGUAUGUUCUACCGAACCCUCCGCAUGGUGGACAACGGUAUCAAACCUGCCUACGUCUUCGACGGAAAGCCACCAACCCUCAAAUCCGGUGAACUCGCAAAGCGUUUCGCAAAGCGUGAGGAAGCAACAAAGGGUCUGGAAGAAGCCAAGGAGACUGGUACGGCUGAGGAUCUGGACAAGUUCUCGAGGAGAACAGUCAAGGUUACCAAGCAGCAUAACGAGGAAUGUAAGAAGUUACUGAAGUUGAUGGGUAUUCCGUAUGUGGAUGCGCCUUGUGAGGCUGAGGCUCAGUGUGCUGCGUUGGCUGAAGCAGGGAAGGUGUUUGCUGCGGCUUCGGAGGAUAUGGACACUAUGUGCUUCCGUGCACCGUCACUUCUUCGUCACCUUACCUUUUCAGAGCAGCGCAAGAUGCCUAUCGUUGAGAUGAAUCUUGCAAAGGCUUUGGAAGGCCUUGAGAUGCCGAUGGAGCAGUUUGUGGACAUGUGUAUUCUUUUGGGAUGCGAUUACUGUGAUCCUAUCAAGGGUGUCGGGCCUGGAACCGCAUUGAAGUUGAUCCGGGAGCAUAAGAGUUUGGACGCUAUCGUGGAGAAGCUGCAAGCUGAGGGAGGAAAGAAGUACCAAAUCCCAGAAGACUGGCCCUACAAGGACGCCCGAAGACUAUUCCUCGAAGCAGAGGUGCUCGACCCCGAAACUGUCGAUCUGAAAUGGGAGGCACCCGAUAUCGAGGGAUUGGUCGACUACCUCGUCCGUGAGAAGGGAUUCAAUGAGGAUCGUGUGCGAGCUGGUGCGGCAAAGCUGCAGAAGAACUUGAAGACUGCGCAGCAGGGGCGAUUGGACGGUUUCUUCAAGGUCUUGCCGAAGACGGAUGUGGAGAAGGCUUCCGCGAAACGAAAGUUGGAAGAGAAGAAUGCGGAUAAGAAGAAGAAGGCGAAGACUACGACGCCGGCGAAGAAGGGUGGGCGGCCGCCUCGUUAA
Saitoella complicata NRRL Y-17804 is the source of this 1173-nucleotide messenger RNA. Its product is annotated as DNA-repair protein rad2. Gene Ontology annotation, molecular function: 5'-flap endonuclease activity; 5'-3' exonuclease activity; DNA binding. NCBI's taxonomy places the organism in Eukaryota, Fungi, Ascomycota, Saitoellomycetes, Saitoellales, Saitoellaceae. The record is from RefSeq and is a predicted model, not a curated record. The transcript is spliced from 4 exons. The coding region runs from base 1 to 1173 and encodes 390 amino acids. Gene Ontology annotation, cellular component: cytoplasm; nucleus.